CUUUGUUGAUGUGCGUAUUUGUUGCCGUUGUGUGUAUAUAGACCAAGGUACAUAUCUUGCGGGAGACAAUCAUGCUUUUCUCUUGUUGUAUUUGGAAUGCUUUCAGCACUGAAAUACAUCAUGAGGCGCAACAUAGGCAAGGUUCGUGAUACUGUUUCAUACUAGUGUGGUUCCACGAGUUAACAAACAUUGUUACUUCUGUUGCCCUUCGAUUCACCCGCGGCUCAUAUGCGGUUUUUAAUCCCCAUCUUCGUAGUGUGUAGUCUGUCUUGAUUCUCGUCCGAACCGGAAGCUGGUGGCCUGCCAACCUGAAGAUAAGGCUAGUCAUAUUCAUCUGACAUGUGUUGACUGCUUAGAGAAGCACAUUCGUACCUGCUGCGCCGAGUAUUACGUAGGGAUUUGUAAAAAUAGCGAAGGCUAUACCCUCUGCCCCGCUGUGAAUGAGUGUGGUUCCAAACCGUACUCCUUCAAUAGGCUAUCACAGGUUUUGAAUCCGUGCAUCAUGGCCAAUUAUCUGGAUUCUGUCAAUUUCUUCAGGACGACGAUUGCAAACUCCAGUGAGACAUCUGGCGCUGCUGCUGUUGCAAGCUCGGACAGGAAAGAGUGCAUACGUAAACAUGUGCGACAUAUACAAGAAGAAAUACUGAAUCUUCGCUGUCCGAAGUGUAUGCAGGUCUUUACCACAUUUGAUGGUUGUUUCGCUUUGCAUUGCCAUAGGUGUCAAACAGGUUUCUGUGCAUGGUGCCUUGGAGAUUGUCAUCAUGACGCUCACGGCCAUGUUAGUAAUUGUAUUCGCAAUCCAAAGCAUGGGACGAAAACUAACCAUCAGUACUUCAACACCAUCGAAUGCUUUGAACAAGUACACAUCAUGCGGCGAGGGAAAGCCGUUGUGCAGUACGUUGCGAAUAUAGAAGACAAACGAAUUGCACGCGAAGUAGCCGAAUCGAUCAAACCUGAAUGCAAACGCCUCGGAUUUAGUUUGGAUUACGCGGCUAGUGAAGAAGCAUUGAAGUCCGUGAUGCCAUGAACGAAUACCUAUUUACAGAAAAAAGAUUGCCACAUCGAACGGGCGGGAGUAUACAAAAUAUCCGUGAAGGGGGAUGAAGAGACCUGUCGAAGAGAUGCCAUAUACUCUUGAAUACGUAAAAGUAAUUCAGCAGCUAUUAAAAAUCUCACAAAAUAUGAUGUACGUCCGACACCUCUACAAGAGACGGCGUUAUUACCGUCAUGAUCUGAUUUCAAUUUUGCAUUUGUACAUGCCAGUGAUACAACAAAUAAAGU
Molecule: messenger RNA, 1281 nt
Organism: Sphaeroforma arctica JP610
Lineage: Eukaryota; Ichthyosporea; Ichthyophonida
Exons: 2
Coding region: 503-1027 (174 amino acids)
Source: RefSeq, a predicted model, not a curated record